UAUCUUACGUUCAAUCUAAAUUAUUUGGUCUGACCUCAUGGUCACAGCUGCUCUAGGAAGACACAUAAGGAGGGGAUAAGCAGGAGAACCUCAGAGGAACCUUUGAGGAUCAGAAGUUUUGUGUGUGAUCAUUGGGUCUGGACCCUUUCUGCAUUCCCUCUUUGGCCCACUUUCGGUCUUCCCAUCCACUGCGGAGCGUCUCCUGUCAGGAUGUGCACUGCAAAGUGUUCACGCUUCAUCGCCGGAUCAUUGUAUCCUCUGGCCUUCAUCUCCAUGGUCUGUAAUGUUCUUCUGUUCUUCCCCGACUGGUCAGUUAAAUACGUGAAGGAUGACCGUCUCACCCCAGAAGUGAAGUACAUGGGGGGUGUGGUUGGAGGGGGAGUCAUGGUUUUAGUCCUGGCCCUCUUCGUGCAUCUGACUUUAAGGCAGGGAUGCUGUGCUAACCGCUGUGGGAUGUUCCUGUCCAUCGCCUUUGCAGCACUUGGUGCAGCUGGCGCCCUCUACAGUUUCGUAGUGGCCAUGUUAGGACUGGUAAACGGACCCUACUGCAAAUAUGCAUCGCUUAACUGGGGAAGACCUUUUAAGGGCAGUUCUGAGUAUCUGACUCAGAUAGACAAGUGGAGCACAUGCACAGAGCCGAAAAACGUGGUGGAGCUCAACGUGGGUUUGUUCGUCACACUGGUGGUGGUCAGCAGCCUGGAGCUCGUCCUGUGUUUAUGCCAGAUGAUUAAUGGCCUUGUUGGCUGCAUCUGUGGAGCCAACAUAUGAAGGCAGACACCCGAAAAAGCCUUAAAAGCAUGUCAAUGCCAUCACAUACCGCCAAAAAACCUGCAUCGCAUACGCUCUGCUUUAUGACACAAUAACCGAAGAAGUGGGAGCUGACAAGUUUCCGUCUAGAGCUUUAUAUUUAUCAAAUUGUAUUCUAUUUUCAUAUAAACAAACAAUAGACAUCAUUAACAAACAUCAAAUAAACAUUACAAUAACGGUAUUCUUUAUUAAUCUGAUGGUUUGGUAUUAUAGUGUACAGGACUCUAAUGGUUUAUCAGGUGUUCUGAUUCCAGAUUCACUUGAUGGUUUCCUAAUGGGAUCUUAAGGUGUUCCACAGGAAACUACUGGUUUCUAAUGCUUUUAACCCAAAUGAUUUCAAUGGUCAUUCAGAAAAUGCCCAAUCAGCAAAAUUCAACUUCUGGACAAAAUGUGCACGUCAGUGAGAUUUGCUCACUGGUGGACAGAUUCUGCUAUUAGUCCAAUACUUUCCCAAUAAAAACCGCACCGCAGCUUCAUAAUUAGUCUGCUUUACUUUUGGGGUUUAAUGAGUGUUGUUGUGACUUUAAUGCAACAUUAUUUACCUGUUAAAUUUACACUGUCCUGUUCUGAAUGCUGUGUUUUUAUCCAUUAUUUAACUGUACAGUGUUACUAAAAUAAUGUGAAAUAUAUGAGGAGCAGUUCUGUAUGUUUGA
Messenger RNA from Pygocentrus nattereri (red-bellied piranha), 1460 nucleotides. Its product is annotated as transmembrane 4 L6 family member 1-like. NCBI's taxonomy places the organism in Eukaryota, Metazoa, Chordata, Actinopteri, Characiformes, Serrasalmidae. Bases 211 to 768 code for a protein of 185 amino acids. Gene Ontology annotation, cellular component: membrane. The record is from RefSeq and is a predicted model, not a curated record. The transcript is spliced from 4 exons.